Empidonax traillii (willow flycatcher) is the source of this 1234-nucleotide messenger RNA. RefSeq names its product ribulose-5-phosphate-3-epimerase (gene RPE). Gene Ontology annotation, cellular component: cytosol. Gene Ontology annotation, biological process: pentose-phosphate shunt; pentose-phosphate shunt, non-oxidative branch; carbohydrate metabolic process. The record is from RefSeq and is a predicted model, not a curated record. The transcript has 6 exons. Gene Ontology annotation, molecular function: D-ribulose-phosphate 3-epimerase activity; metal ion binding. Lineage: Eukaryota; Metazoa; Chordata; Aves; Passeriformes; Tyrannidae. Bases 39 to 725 code for a protein of 228 amino acids.
CUCCUCCCUCCGUCCCGGCAGCAGCCGCGGCGGCAGUGAUGGCGUCGGGGUGCAGGAUCGGGCCGUCCAUCCUCAACAGCGACCUGGCGGCCCUGGGCGCCGAGUGCAGCCGCAUGCUGGACUGCGGGGCCGACUACCUGCAUCUGGAUGUAAUGGACGGACACUUCGUCCCGAACAUCACCUUCGGCCACCCCGUCGUGGAGAGCCUGCGCAAGCAACUGGGCCAGGAGCCCUUCUUCGACAUGCACAUGAUGGUGGCCAGGCCGGAGCAGUGGGUUAAGCCCAUGGCAGUCGCGGGCGCGAACCAGUACACCUUCCAUCUAGAAGCGACGGACAAUCCCGGGGCACUGAUAAAGGACAUUCGGGAGAAUGGCAUGAAGGUUGGUUUGGCCAUCAAGCCUGCCACUACAGUUGAACACUUGGCACCGUGGGCCAAUCAGAUAGACAUGGCUUUGGUGAUGACAGUAGAACCUGGGUUUGGAGGGCAAAAGUUUAUGGAAGACAUGAUGCCAAAGGUUCAGUGGCUGAGGACACAGUUCCCCUCCUUGGAUAUAGAAGUGGAUGGAGGAGUAGGGCCUGACACCAUCCAUAAGUGUGCAGAGGCGGGUGCCAAUAUGAUUGUGUCUGGCAGUGCUAUUAUGAAGAGCGCAGACCCGAGGUCUGUGAUCAAUCUCCUCAGGAAUGUGUGUUCAGAAGCAGCUCAGAAGCGCAGUCUGGAUCGAUGAGACCUGCCCAAGGUGUGUUCAAGAAGGCUCCAGGCAUGCAGAACCCUUGUUUCUUGUGUGCAAGGGAGGGCUGGAUGAACACUAAUCACAGAAACUUGUUGCUGCUGAACAGAGGAGUCAUUCCUUUGCUGCGAUGAUGCAAGCAGCAGUGGGAAACAUUCUGCCUGUCUUUCAGGGUUGGAAAUGAAAUGGUUUGAGCCUGUCUCUUGAUUCUGUGGAGGCUAAUUUUAUAGCACAAGCUCUAAUGCUGACUGGAUUGACUUACAGUCAGUUUUUUGCUUGCUAGAAGAGUGUAGCGUUGCCACAAGCAAUCUGUCUUGUGGAAGACUCUUAAUCAAACUGCCUUCUGCUGUGUCUGUAUUUUGUCAUUUGAUCUGUGCAUUCCUACAAAACUUUUCCACUACUGCAUUAAAUGCCCCUUCCUUGGUGUGGUAAGUCUCCUUUAAGCUGACUGUCACAAAUGACUGGGUUUGGGACUAAGUUUGGGGGAAAUGCAGUUGUUAGAGGGC